UAGAAAUGGAAAGUUGAGUUGGCAACGCGCGAAUUUACAUCUUCAUUUCCCACUUCUGCGUCAGUUGCGACCAGGAUAGCAAUAUUCUACACCCCCGAUCUACUGGUCAUCAUCAAAUCAAAACACAACAACAUAUCCAUCUGCCAUCUUCAAGGAAACUGCUCCCAAAAAUAAAAAUCAAACGCCCACCGGCCUGCUAGUCCGGUAAUAAAACAAAUGUACAGAUUAGUUUUGAUCGAAUCAUCGCCAUCUUCAGUGAAGCGUGGAGCACUCAUUUGAAAGGCUAAGUAGCACCGUUAUCAUAUCCGGGUCAACUUUCGCCUUCACUGAUCAAGUCAUAGAGCCAAGUUCUUGAUUGGUGCUUAUUUUUAUAACUGUGACGUCACCAGCAGCGCCGCUUUAAGGAUUUCGCUGUAUUUAUAAACACAAUGUUACCUGUACAACUGCACUGACAUAUAUUGCCUACAACAGAGGAAUCGUAUCACCAAGUUGAAGACGGGUAUUCUAGUUUUUCGUUUCUUCCCGAACCUGUCGUUAGAUUUUUAAACAUUUUUUUAAAGGUUCUUUUUUUAUGUCAAUAACUAUUUAGAUUAUAUGUGUCUUUAAAUUUGAAUAAAUAAAUAAAUAAAAAGUGGUCAGAAUAGUUCAGACACUUUCGAGAAGGUCUAGUGGAAAACUCAGAGCUUGCUAGUUGAAAACUACUUUUGAGUCUAUCACGAAACGUCAACAAAUCAAAGGACGAUCAAUUGAUCGCGGCAGACGAUAGAACUUUGAAACGUUUGAGCUGAUUUCAUUGGACAAAGACUUUAAAAAAACCAACUCUGAUUAGCUCAACUCCGGUUAGUUCAACUCCAGUUCAACUCCUUAUAAAAUGGAAGGAGAAGCAGAAGAUUUCGCUGCCAUCUUGUACGCCGAGCCCGGCGCCCUGGGGCUCAUUUCCAACAUUGUGGCGGCCCUGAUGAUCGCUACAGAGAACUGCCUGGACCCUCCCUUCUCCUCCACUGCGCUCACGUUAUCAGGUGUUCAUCUGAUCGUAGUUGGAGGAAUUCUACAAAUUGUGGCUGGACUUUUGUCGUACCGUAGAUGGGAUCACUUGACUGCAACAGCUUUCAUCGUCUUCGGGUCCCUCUGGACAUCCAUGGGGAUCUCCCGCAUUCUGGCCGCUCAGACAGGGAACGUCGAGGCCAUCCGUGUGGGGACACUCCCGGGACUUAUCGGCUUCAUGGCUGUGGCAGUCAUCCUCUGCGUCUGCGCGGUGACGGUUAACUUCCUACUUCCGCCUGUGCUGGUUGCCAUCUUGCUGACGCUGAUUUUCGAAGGCGUCGGCGCCAGCUUCGCUUGGGGCAGGAGAGUGGCCGCCGCCUUUGAGCUGUUCAUCGUCAUCACAGGUGUGUAUGCGGUGGUGGUGAUGAUGCUGAAGGGAGUCAGCCAGAGGUAUAUUCUGCCCGGCUUCGGAAACGCGCCCUACGAUCCACUUCUGAUGAGAGCUGCAGGAGGGCCAGCUCCAAAGAACGAAAAGAAGAAGGUCACCAAGUACUCUGAGCCGAUGGGGAUGGGUUUCCUUGGCAACGUGGUCCCAGCUGCGGUGUUUGCUUUCCACCAUCUUGGCUUCUUUCAAGACUUCCGGCCUGCGAUCGCCAUGUUUAUCUUCACCGCGCUCUGCCAAAUCCUGGCCUCCUUUUACUCGUUCCUGCGACACGACUUCUUCCACGCAAUCACCUUCAUCGUCUACAGCACCUUCUGGAACUCCAGAGCGAUCCUGCAGUUUCUCAUCUCCAUGAACCUACCCGGCAUUCUGGGCGCUAGGGUUAAUUUCUACGGUCAGUGGACUUUGAUUGCCUUGAUCAUCGUCAUGACGAUAGUCUCAUCUAGUCAUAACAGAGUUGUCUUUCUUUACAAUAUCAUAUUCACCAUCAUGGCCAUCCUGUCCAUAGACCACAUUCCCAUCCCGGUCCACAACUUUACCUUUGGCGUGACGGCGGCUAUCGUGGCUGUCCUGAGUCUGUACGUCGGCAUGUCCGCCCUGGAGAACUCCAUAGCCGAGAAGGCUGUGAUGUACAUUGGCGCCGAGCUGGUGCCUUCAGACAAGCUGAAGGCGUUUUUCGGCACCAUCUUCUGCACACUAAAGGAGAAAGAAAGCGCCACGAACGAAUACGACGACGAUGACGUCAUCGACCUGAAAAUAGUAGACACCAUUGUCUACACUGGCAGCACCGUGGCCCUAAUGGCACUCUCCGCCUCUGAAGCCUCUAAUCCACUGUAUGCUCUCCCUUGGUUGAUGAUUGCCGGUGUUUUCUUACACUUGUUUGCUGCCAGGUUGGCCUACGCUGCUGGCUCUUUGACCAAAUCGUACUCAUGCGUAGUCCUAGGCCUCAUCUGGAUUGUCUGGACAGCUUUCUAUCUAAAUGCAAAUUUAGCUUUCGCUUUAAGACCACUUUCGGUUGGGCUCUUGUGUUUGUUUACUGUUGUCAUGGUGAUCAGCCCUUCGUUCACUCGCGUGUGGAUUCCAUUCACAUUGUUGAUGGAGCUGGUGGUCAUUACUCAGGUGGUCACGGUCUUCAACACCAACCCCAGAUGGAUGAUACUGGUCACUGCACUUUUGGCAGCAAUUGUAAGUUUGUAUGCUGCAUUCGCUGAGUAUAUCAACACCUUCAUACAGAGUGAAGUUAUCCCAGUUGGACAUCCUAUAAUCAAGGAGAAAGUAAGUGAGGCAGACAAGGCAGAGCCACCUUGCCCACUUUUCACAUCUCGCAGAAGUUCUGCCCUGAGACAGGUGGCUAAACUGCUGGACCAAGGCUGUGUCAUUGGUGUUCCCACAGACACUGUUUAUGCUGUGGCUGGAUCAUGCAAAGUUCCAGAGUCCAUCAAAAAGAUCUACAUGGUCAAGGGCAGACCAGCAGAGAAGCCCAUAUGUUUGUGUCUAUCUAAUCUGGAUCAGUUGGCUGCAGUGGAGCCACCAUUUAGUGAUCUGCUCUGGAACUUCAUGAAACGUUGUUAUCCUGGUGGCAUUAGCUGUGUGGUACCUAAAGGAGACUGGUUAAGGAGAUUAGGUUUGGGUGAUGCUGUUAAUUAUGUAGGCACUGAACACAGUAUUUGCAUUCGAGUCCCUGAUAGCUCCGUGUUGGCCUACCUUGUCAGUCUGUCAGGACCAGUUGCACUGUCAUCAGCCAACCCAAGCGGUGGAGAUGACAGCACUCACCAUGACAUGGUCAUCAACUCACUUGGAGACAAACUAGAUGGUGUCGUGUGUGAUGGAAAAUCUAAUGAACUGGUGGCUUCCACUGUAGUCAACUGUCUCAAAAUUGAUGAAGGAAUCAUUACCUACUUCCGUAUUGGCUGCACACCACAGGAAGUUGUUGAUGGUCAUUUUGAAGCUGCCAAAGCAGAAACUGCUGCCAAACCCACCAAGCUAGAUAUGGAUGCUAAGUUGUCUUCCUAAAUACCAUCAUUGCAAAUAUUUUUCAGAAAAUUAACUUCAAUCAACAUCAAGGAUUUCUGUUUACACUAGGCCAUUAGACAAUUAUUUUUUCACAUCACAGAAAUUACUGUAUUUUGUUUUACCAUUCUUCAUAAGAUUAUUUUUUUUUGUAAUAUAAAUUGUUUGAAUUAUGGGAGCAUGGAUUUUACAAGCUUAAAAUUUUUUCAUUUGAUAAGGAGAAUUAUAAGUUAUAUUUAAAUGUCCUCACAAAGAAUAAAGAUUAUUAUUAAUAUUGUUCACAGUAGUUUAAUAUUUAAAUUCCAAAUGUUGAUUAGUGUUAUUUCAGGGUUUUGUAUACAAGAUACAGCUGAAAUUAUUCGUAGCUUUCAGUAUUUACAAAUAAAUUAAAAGAACAUUCAUGGGUAGAUCUAAAAAAAUAAGUUGUGAUACAAAAUAAAUUACAAUGACAUAAUAACUGUAUAUACAAAUUCUGUAAAUAUUUAAGUUAAAUUUGUAUUUGUUUUGUGUUUUCCUAAAUAUAAUUGAACACUUACUGAAUGCUGUCUUUAUUUUGAUGCAAGUCUCUUAUUGCAAUACCUCAGUAUAAAAACUUCACAAGUGUGCUGGCGCACUUUGAGCUUCCUCAUUUUCACACAUAUUGUAAUCUACCAAAACUUGACUGAAUAUUGUGUAAAUGAUUUGGUUGUAUACCUGGUUUAAAUAUUUAUGCAUUAAAACGUUUUGCUGUGUAAAUGUUAUUAGUAUACUAUUAGUAGAAAUGUUUAUUUUUAAAUGAUUGUUAAUGAAUUUUGUAGUUCUUAAUAACUUAAUACAUGUAAUCAAUUUGCUUUUGUCAACUAUUCAGGUUGUUUAAUAUUAUUAAUUCAGUCUGUACAAUAUAAGGUGCUGAAUGCUCUAUUGUUUUUAUUUCAUAUAAAUAUUAUUUAUGCUGUGUGCAUAUAUUAUAUAAACAAAGCAAAGCUACAAAUACAAAUAUUUUUUGAAAACAACUUUGUUGGUAUUGACUUCCUUCAACGACUAUGAAAGAUCAUUGUUUGUAUACAUAAUAAAGAAAUAUUUUUCACUUCAAAAAACAAAAAUUAAUAUUAAAGGACGUACUAGUAUAAUACACAAAAAAAAGUACCCAUGCUUCGAGCUGUGUGGCUGAAAGGCCAAAACCGCUCUGAUACGUGUUUGCUGAGUGCCCUGAAGGCAGCACUGAAACCUCUCACAUACCACCUUUCCCCACUGGUCCACAAAGAAAUUGGAUCACAAUGCGCUGAGCAUUUAAUAAGCAUAAAUGAUGUGCCAUGUAAAACAAUUUAAAACAAAAUAAAAUUGGGUUUUAGAAAAAAAAAAAAAAGAUUUUGUCUUAAUGUUUAGAGGUAUGAUUUCUGGCCAUUUUGAUAUGGAUAAUGGAUAC
Biomphalaria glabrata is the source of this 4841-nucleotide messenger RNA. RefSeq lists its product as uncharacterized. Gene Ontology annotation, cellular component: cytoplasm. The record is from RefSeq and is a predicted model, not a curated record. Gene Ontology annotation, molecular function: double-stranded RNA binding; tRNA binding; nucleotidyltransferase activity. Bases 872 to 3439 code for a protein of 855 amino acids. Gene Ontology annotation, biological process: regulation of translational fidelity. The transcript has 13 exons. Lineage: Eukaryota; Metazoa; Mollusca; Gastropoda; Planorbidae.